This is a messenger RNA of Oppia nitens, 812 nucleotides long. RefSeq lists its product as uncharacterized. Bases 1 to 810 code for a protein of 269 amino acids. NCBI's taxonomy places the organism in Eukaryota, Metazoa, Arthropoda, Arachnida, Sarcoptiformes, Oppiidae. The record is from RefSeq and is a predicted model, not a curated record. The transcript has 5 exons.
AUGUGUUCACCGAGUAAUCAACUGAGUGGUCAACUCAGUGGUCAACCSAGUGGUCAACCGAUGAAGACUAGUGUUGGUGACGGCGACCAAUGGUUUCGAUACUAUUUGCACGUAAACGACGAAUUGGUGACCAGUUAUGAAGUGGUAACCGAUACGACCGAUUCGUACGUAAGAUUUGGUUUGAUUUUUGCCAAAAUCCGACUUAUAGUCGACCGGACARCUCGUGCCGAUCACAUGACAUACGAAACGCAUGUCUUUGAGAUUUAUAGUGUAAAUCGAUGCAAAUUUGUAAAGAUUCGGUGUUUCGAUGUCAAAGUGGCCAACGGUUCGCACAUUCGGGUGACCCGCAGCUACAGUCACGCGAUUGCCCACACACGCGAUCGCGUUGUCAUCCAAUACGGCCACUCGCGACCCGCCGACGAUCGACACUCGACCCCAUUGUUGACCGCAAACAACGGCACAGUUGCCAUAAACGAUACCCCGUACAAGAGAUUUGUGGCCAACCAAUUGGUUUGGGUUUAUUGCGAUACACAGAUCUGGUUUCCCGCACGGUUAAUUGAUCCAAAAGCCAGACCUUUACCGCCCGAUGAGGUUAUCUGUCAGCGCCGUCGGAACAGUAAAUAUCUGAUCCGAUUGAUGGAUGAUAAUCUUUCAUGGUUUUGGAUGUCAUCUGAUGAAAGACUCGAACCAUUGGGUAAUUGUCCCGUAAAUGAUCAGAAAAUGUUAAACACAUCCAAUGAUCUGACUGUCCGACGGGAUGUUUGUAAGGCUUUUCUUACAGCACUCGAGUCUCAGACUCUACUCGACUAAAG